CCACAACCAAUCAAAUACUCAUUAAAAAAAAAAUUAAAUCACAAUGUCAUCAGAUCCUGAUAUCGAUGCCGAUGUGAAGCCUACCAUUUUCCGAGAGUACAUUGGCAUGGAAGAUAAUAUAGAUGAUUUUCCUGCAAACAUGAUCAACGACAACAUCAAAGAAUUCCACUUCAUUCUGGGCUUUGCAACCGAGUUGUAUGUUGAUGGAAAAGGCACAGGAGAAUUUAACCGCACUUGGAGCAUUGAGAACUUUAGCCCAGAAAAUGUGGCUAAACUCAAGAAACUGCAUAGGCAAGUGAAAGUGGUAAUAAGCAUAGGAGGCAUUGGCCAUGAAUAUCAAUUCAACCCUCAGAAUAAUGAAGACUGGAUUACGAAUGCCGUAUCAUCAAUCAAAGAGAUCAUCCUAGACUACGAGAACGAAGUCAUUAUCGAUGAAAACAUAAUUGACGGUAUUGAUAUUAACUAUGAAAACAUCACUUCCAGUGUCGACGACUUUUCAAACUGCAUAGGGCAGGUCAUACAAAAACUCAAGGAAGAUCCGGAUGUUUCCAAAUCCAUGAAAAUAGUGUCCAUUGCUCCAACAGAGUUACUCCAACCCCACUACCUCAAACUGUAUCUAGUCAGCAAAGACAAUAUUGACUGGAUUGACUACAAGUUCUACAAUCAGUAUUUUUCCUCAAGGGAUGAAUUUGUAAGUCUUUUUAAGAAACUAGUUACUGAUUAUGAUACGGAGUUUAAACUCUUGGCAGGAGUCAGCACCUAUACAGGUAUUCCAUCUGAAUCACAAGGUUUAAUUGUUGACGGAUGUAAAUACCUCCUUAGCCGUGCAUCACUAGCUGGAGUUUUUGUUUUGGAUGCUAAUGCCUCUGCCCCCGCAUAUUCACUUGAGAGACAGCUUCAAGAACUCCUUACUAAAGAGUGAUUACUUACUAGGUUCUUACCUAGCUAGUAAUUGGAUUUCA
Molecule: messenger RNA, 962 nt
Organism: Vicia villosa (hairy vetch)
Lineage: Eukaryota; Viridiplantae; Streptophyta; Magnoliopsida; Fabales; Fabaceae
Product: chitinase 2-like
Exons: 1
Coding region: 44-922 (292 amino acids)
Biological process (GO): carbohydrate metabolic process
Molecular function (GO): hydrolase activity, hydrolyzing O-glycosyl compounds
Source: RefSeq, a predicted model, not a curated record